Molecule: messenger RNA, 3906 nt
Organism: Papaver somniferum (opium poppy)
Lineage: Eukaryota; Viridiplantae; Streptophyta; Magnoliopsida; Ranunculales; Papaveraceae
Exons: 3
Coding region: 1-3906 (1301 amino acids)
Molecular function (GO): nucleic acid binding; RNA-DNA hybrid ribonuclease activity
Source: RefSeq, a predicted model, not a curated record
AUGACUAGUGACGGUGCUAGUACUAGUGGUAUUAAGAAAAUAUAUCGUCGUACACCUAUUUUGGUUAUAAAUUCUGAGCCGCAUACUCCUGAUGCUGAUUUGAAUGACAAUGUGGUUACUUCUCAAGUGGAUGAUACUGUCUCUGUUGAAUAUGAUACCACUGCUUCAGCCAUGGAUAAUGUUUGGGACAUUGCUGCAGCCUUUGCUUAUAAUGCACAGAAUCAUACUGAUGCAUGGAAACAUGUGAUUGUAAAAACUUAUCCUUCUUUAUUCAUUUUUGCUUUGUUUUUUCUUUUGUUGUUUUCUUGCAGUCUUUCUUUGAAUUUCUCUGUUAUUACCGUCAUGAAAAUUCUUUCCUGGAACUGUCAAGGUAUAGGUAACCCUCAUACCCGUGAUUAUAUUCAAUUUUGUUUGACCAACAAUGACCCUGAUAUUUUUUUCUUGUGUGAAACCAAAACUCAGUCUAAUAAUAUGAGAUUUUAUCUUUCUAAAACUAAUUAUCCUCAUUACUGGUUUCAUCCCUCUUUGGGUCUCUCUGGAGGUAUCUCUCUUGGCUGGAAAAAUGGAAUUGAUAUUGAAAUCAUGUAUACAACCUCUAAAACUAUCCAUGCUAUUGUUCAUACUCAUGAUAAUAAUAUGGAUUUCUUGAUAACCUUCAUGUAUGGGGCUCAUGAUGAUACAGAAAAUGCUAAUCAGUGGCAAUAUCUUAUUAAUAUGCAUUUGUUUGUUGAUCUUCCUUGGGUUCUUCUUGGUGAUUUAAACUUCACCAUGCAUGACUCUGAAACUCAUAGCUCUAGUGUCACUCAUCCUCAUCAUGCUAGACAUGUUAGAAAUUUUGUUCAACAACUAGAUCUCAUUGACUCAGGUUACUCAGGAGCUGACACAACUUGGUCAAAUCAUCGUAGUGGAGAUGAUCAUGUCUCUGCUCGUCUAGAUAGAGCUUUAGUGAAUAAUCACUGGAUCAACCACUACACAAAUGCACAUCUUCAACAUCUAGUACCUGUUGCUUCGGAUCACUGCCCGAUUUUGCUACAUACAGUUCCUUCUGCUACAAAACAUUCUCCUUUUAAACUCUACAAGUGUUGGUUUAAAAUGGAUUCUUGUACUGAUACUAUUGCACGCAGCUGGCAACAUCGAUUUUUGGGGUCUCCUUCGUUUCAGUUUUCUAGUAAAUUAAAACUAACCAGAACUCAACUGCAGAUAUGGAAACGACUUUCUUUUGGCAACAUCGAGAAUAACCUUCAAAAUAUUCAGAAGCAGUUACAAUUUUGCUAUGACCGCAAUUUGCCUUCUUCUAAUCCUCAAGUUAAGCAUCUUAGCUCUUCCUUGCAGCAAUGGCUUUUGAUUCAAAAAGAGUUCUUCAUGCAAAAAGCAGGUGAUAAAUUUCUUGAAGCAGAUAGAAACACUUCUUAUUUUCACUCGAUAGUCAAUUACAAUAAGAGAAGAUCAACUAUCAAUUCUAUCCAGGGUCCCUUGGGCAUUUGGUUUGAUAGCAGAAGUGAUAUUGAAGCUAUAUUUACUAACCAUUUUAAGAAUAUUGCUACUUCUUCUAAGCCUCAGAUUAAUAAUGAGAUUCUGCAGCUUUUUCAACCUUGUGUUUCAGAAAUACAGAACAAUUGCCUUAUCCAGGUGCCUCAUGCUCAAGAAACAAAGGAUGUGGUAUUUCAAAUCAAGCCUUGGGAUUCUCUGGGAAAUGAUGGGUUCCAAGCUGGAUUUUAUCAACAUUGUUGGGAUGUUGUUGGCACUGAGCAGCUUCAACACUUUCUUCAUAUAUUUGGACAAGCUUCAGGUCAGGUGAUAAAUAUGCAGAAAUCAACCUUAUUUUUUGGCAAGCACACUUCUAAUGCUCAUAAGUCUAAUAUCACUGGUAUUCUUGGUAUGAAAGUUAUGGGACUUGGCGAAAAAUACUUGGGUAUACCUCUUCUGCUGCAUAGAUCUAGACAUAAGAACUGUCAGGGGGUUAUUGAUAACAUGAAUAAUAGAUUGCAGGGCUGGCAGAGCAAAAUUGUGAAUCAAGCAGGAAGAACUACUCAGGUUAAUUCUGUUCUAAGAUCUAUGGGUAUGUAUCAAAUGCAGGUUUUCAAACUACCUGAAGAAACUCUUCAACAAAUGGAAAGAAUUCAGAGAAGCUAUUGGUGGAACAGUUACAUCAAGCCACGUUCUCAAAAUUACAUCUCUUGGAGAAAGGUAUGUUUACCUAAAAGGCUAGGUGGUUUAGGACUUAAAAAUUUAUGUAACUAUAACUUAGCUUUUCUUGCGAAACUAGCUUGGCAAUUGUUACAUAACCAAGAUGCUUUAUGGGCGAAGUUGUUGAAAGGUAAACAUUUUCCUCAUCAUGACCUGCGUUUCUUCCCUCCUCCGGUUAACUUAAAUUCAAGUUGGAUUUGGCAAAGUAUCUCUAUUGGGCUUGAGAUUAUGUUGAAAAAUGCUAAAUGCCAAGUUGGUAAUGGUGCUCAUAUCAACAUCUGGACUUCUAAUUGGAUUCCUUCUCUGAAUUCUGCUUUACAGGACUGGGGAGAUUUGAAUAUUUCUAACUACCAGUUGGUUUCUGAUCUUAUAGAUACUGAUACUGAACAGUGGAAUGUGUCGCUUCUUCGCCUUCUUUUUACAGCUGAUCAGGUGAACUCCAUUUUAACCAUUCCCAUUCAGUUAAAUCAAGAGGAUAAAUUAAUCUGGCCCUUUACAACCACUGGUAUUUUUACUACUGCCUCAACUUAUAAGAUGUUGUGUGAUAAAGAUAUCCUAACAGAUAACUCCAUGGGUUUAUCUCAACAUUUUUGGUUAUCUUUUUGGAAGUUGAAAGUACCUUACAAGUUUCAGAUUUUCCUGUGGAGAGCUAUUCACAAUGCUGUUCCAGUCAAAUCAAGAAUUUUCACCCAUGUGCAUAAUGCUGAUUUACACUGUGUACUUUGCAACCACAAUCAAAUGGAAGAUCUGGACCAUCUAUUACUUCAUUGCCCCUUCUCUAGGGCCAUAUGGCAGUAUUUUUUACCUCAUCAGUUUCACUUUAUUUUGCAGCACUCUUCUCUCUUAUCUUGGAUUCAGACUUGGCAACUCAAAGACUCCAUCAUCAACAUCCAGAAAUCUCCUGAGAUUGUUCACUUAGCUAUGUGCAUCAUGCAUUUCAUAUGGAAGCUUAGAUGUAGGGUUGUUUUUAACAAUAUCACUCCCAACCAUAACUCCGUAGUCCAUCAGGUCAAUUCAUACAUUCUCCAGCAUCAUCUAGGAAACUCUCCUGCUAACUACAAUCAUCCUAAUGUUCAUAAUAAGCUUUUACAUCAUAGAUGGGAUCCUCCUCCUUUGCAGUACCUAAAAAUUAAUAUCGAUGCUUCUUAUAAUUCUAGUUCUUUGUUAGCUGGUAUUGGAAUUAUAAUUCGGAACUCUACAGGGGCAUAUGUCAUGGGAAGGGGAGCCUUGAGAAGAGCUAGUAACGCUCAACAGGCCGAAGCAUGGGCAAUGUUGGAGGCUAUGCAACUGGCAGAUUCAAAUGGUUGGUCUCAUGUGAUUUUUGAAUCUGAUAAUCUGGGAAUUUGUUCUUUUCUUCAACAACAAUCUUCUCUUUGUCACUGGCAGAGUAUGCCUCUUCUGCGAAAAUGUGUAAACAUAUGUAAUAUUAAUCCUGGUUGGUCUUGUAGUUUUGUGUAUAGGUCUGGUAAUAAAGCUGCAGAUUCAAUAGCGAAGGCAGCUUAUAAGCAUAAUCUAUGUGGGGAUUGGUGGUUUCAUCCACCUCCUUUGUUAAUUCCCUACAUAAGUUGUGAUGUGAUGCGAAUGAGGGGGGCUGGCUCUUCCGAUGCUGAAAAUGAGGUUGGCAGGAGGGUGGAAAUUCUGGUGUCUCUUCUUCAGUUUGCAGUUCCUAGACAUGGUGAGACUAAUUGCAAGUGGACAUUGUCAAUUCUAUCAGCCUAA